AGUGUCGGAAAGGCAGGGUUUUCACUUUCAGUUCCGGCGACGAGGAGUUGGAAACUUCCCCAUUAGAAAGGAGAACACCCCAACUUCCGUAAGAACAAGAUUCAACAUUUUCAUCCACCGCUAUGUACUGGGUGGCGACGCGAAACGUUGUCUUUUUUCCCCGUUUUCGUUAUCUGGCUAUGCUCAUUGCCUUCCCUCCGUGCAACUACAGCUCCUCUACUCACUUGCCCGCGUUUUUUGAAAGGCAACGGCUUGAGAAAUUGCACUUUGCAAAAGGUAGAAAAUAUUCGAGAGGAAGCACCAAAGCUGCUAAGAAGUUUAAGGAUGACAAUAAUGUCCAGGAUGAUAAGUUCCUUUCGCAUAUUUUUUGGUGGAAAGAGACAGUGGAGUCAUGCAAGAAGCCAUCAUCUGUCCAGUUGGUUAAGAGGCUUGUCUUUUCCAAUUUGCUAGGUGUAGAUGUUAACCUGAAAAAUGGGAGUCUUAAAGAAGGAACUCUCAACUGGGAGAUGUUACAGUUCAAGGCAAAGUUUCCUCGAGAAGUUUUGCUUUGUAGAGUUGGAGAUUUUUACGAAGCAAUUGGAAUAGAUGCUUGCAUACUUGUUGAAUAURCUGGUCUAAAUCCUUUUGGAGGUCAGCGUAUGGACAGCAUUCCAAAAGCUGGUUGCCCUGUUGUGAACCUUCGUCAAACUUUGGAUGAUCUAACACGUAAUGGGUUUUCAGUGUGCAUAGUGGAAGAAGUUCAGGGCCCAAUGCAGGCUCGUUCUCGCAAAGGACGUUUUAUAUCUGGGCAUGCACACCCAGGCAGUCCUUAUGUGUUUGGGCUUGUUGGAGUUGAUCACGAUCUUGACUUCCCAGAACCUAUGCCUGUGGUUGGAAUAUCUCGAUCUGCAAGGGGCUACUGCAUAAGCUUUGUCCUAGAGACCAUGAAGACAUUUUCAUCAGAGGAUGGUUUGACAGAGGAGGCCUUGGUUACUAAACUGCGCACUUGUCAAUAUCAUCAUUUGUUUCUUCACACUUCAUUAAGGAAUAACUCCUCAGGCACUUUUCGCUGGGGUGAAUUUGGUGAGGGUGGCCGGCUAUGGGGAGAAUGUAAUUCCAGACACUUUGAAUGGUUCAAUGGGAAUCCUGUUACUGAUCUUUUGUCAAAGGUCAAAGAGCUUUAUGGCCUUGAUGAUGAAGUUACAUUUAGGAAUGUAACAAUAUCAUCAGAGAAUAGGCCACAUCCAUUAACACUAGGAACUGCAACACAAAUUGGUGCCAUACCAACAGAGGGAAUACCUUGUUUGUUGAGGGUGUUGCUUCCAUCAAAUUGUGCUGGCCUUCCUGCAUUGUAUACUAGGGAUCUUCUUCUCAAUCCUCCUUCGAAUGAGAUUGCGACUACUAUUCAAGCAACAUGCAGGCUUAUGAGCAAUGUUACAUGUGCAAUUCCAGACUUCACUUGCUUUCCGCCAGCAAAGCUUGUGAAGUUAUUGGAAAUGAGGGAGGCCAAUCAUAUUGAAUUCUGUAGAAUGAAGAAUGUACUUGAUGAAAUAUUACACAUGCAUAGAAAUUGCGAGCUAAACAAUAUCCUGAAAUUAUUGAUGGAUCCUACAUCUGUGGCAACUGGGUUGAAAACUAACUUUGAUACGUUUGUCAACGAAUGUGAAUGGGCUUCCAGUAGAGUGGGCGAAAUGAUUUUUCUGGAGAGUGAAAGUGAAAGCGAUCAGAAAAUCAGUUCUUAUUCUAUCAUUCCCAAUGAUUUUUUUGAGGAUAUGGAAUCUUCUUGGAAAGGGCGUGUGAAGAAGAUUCACAUUGAAGAAGUAUAUAAAGAAGUGGAAAGGGCAGCUGAAGCACUAUCCCUUGCAGUCACUGAAGAUUUUGCGCCAAUCAUUGCAAGAAUCAAGGCUACUACAGCACCGCUGGGAGGUCCAAAGGGAGAAAUAUUGUAUGCUCGGGAGCAGCAAUCUGUCUGGUUCAAAGGAAGACGGUUUGCACCAGCUGUAUGGGCUGGAAGUCCUGGAGAAGAAGAAAUUAAACAAUUGAAACCUGCUUUUGAUUCAAAGGGAAAAAAGGUUGGGGAGGAGUGGUUUACCACAAAUAAGGUGGAGGAUGCUUUAACAAGGUAUCAAGAGGCCAAUGCCAAAGCAAAAGCAAGAGUAGUGGAAUUGCUGAGACAACUUUCUUCUGAAUUGCUAGCUAAAAUUAACAUCCUUAUCUUUGCUUCCAUGUUACUCAUUAUUUCCAAGGCAUUAUUUGCUCACGUGAGUGAAGGGAGGAGGAGGAAAUGGGUUUUUCCUACACUUACGGCACCCAAUGAUAGGUCCAAGGGAAUGAAAUCAUCGGAGGAGAAAGUUGGGAUGAAGCUAGUUGGACUAUCACCCUAUUGGUUCGAUGUCGUAGAAGGCAAUGCCGUGCAGAAUACUAUUGAGAUGGAAUCAUUAUUUCUUUUGACCGGUCCAAAUGGGGGUGGAAAGUCUAGUUUGCUUCGAUCCAUUUGUGCUGCUGCUUUGCUUGGGAUAUGUGGAUUUAUGGUGCCAGCAGAGUCGGCCCUGAUUCCAUACUUCGAUUCAAUUAUGCUACAUAUGAAAUCUUAUGAUAGUCCUGCCGAUGGAAAAAGUUCUUUUCAGGUCGAAAUGUCGGAGAUGAGAUCCAUUGUCAGUAGAGUAUCGGAAAGAAGUCUUGUACUUAUAGAUGAAAUUUGUCGUGGAACAGAAACCGCAAAAGGCACUUGUAUUGCUGGGAGCAUUAUUGAAGCUCUUGAUGAAGUAGGUUGUCUUGGUAUUGUCUCCACUCACUUGCAUGGAAUAUUUGAUUUGCCUUUAGAUACCAAGAACACUGUGUACAAAGCAAUGGGAACCGUUUAUGCGGAUGGACGAACAAUCCCCACGUGGAAGUUGAUCGAUGGAAUAUGUAGAGAGAGCCUUGCGUUUGAAACAGCAAAGAAGGAAGGAAUCCCUGAAGAUAUAAUUCAGAGAGCUGAAGACUUGUAUCUCUCAAAUUAUGCUAAAGAAGGGAUUUCAGGAAAAGAGAAGACGGAUUUGAACUUUUUUGUUUCUUCUCACGCAAGUCUUAAUGGCAAUGGAAAAUCCCCUCCCCAGUCAAGAGGUGGCCAGCAAAAAACAGAGACAAAUGAUAAAACAGGGGUCUUGUGGAAGAAAAUUGAGGCUGCUAUUACUGCAAUAUGCCAAAAGAAGCUGAUAGAGUACCAUAAGGAUAAAAACACAUCAAAAGUUGCUGAAAUUCAGUGUGUCCUGAUUGAUAUCAGAGAGAAGCCACCUCCAUCGACGAUUGGUGCUUCGAGCGUUUAUGUAAUUCUUAGACCGGACUGUAAACUCUAUGUUGGACAGACUGAUGAUCUGGAGGGUCGAGUCCAUUCACAUCGUUUGAAAGAAGGAAUGCGGGAUGCCUCAUUCCUUUACUUCAUGGUCCCGGGGAAGAGCUUGGCUUGCCAACUCGAAACGCUUCUCAUCAAUCGGCUUCCUGAUCAUGGCUUUCAACUAACAAAUGUUGCUGAUGGAAAGCAUCGAAAUUUCGGGACAUCCAAUCUCUUAUCAAAUAAUGUGACUGUCUGUUCAUGAUUCAACAAUCUUUGUUUUAGUAUGUCAUAUAAAUUGGUCAGGCAAUCUGAUGAAAGCGAAAAGUCAGCGAUGCUCCUGAUGAUUGUAUAUUAUAGAUUCAAGAAAUGACAAGUUGUACUAGAAUGAACUCAGGCUGCAGUUUCCUUUUUGUUAAUCCUCUGCAGUUGUAACUUUAUAAUUUACUCCAGCAGAUGAGAUUAAAAUUUUGAUGCAGGAAA
Momordica charantia (bitter melon) is the source of this 3775-nucleotide messenger RNA. RefSeq names its product MUTL protein homolog 1 (gene MSH1). The record is from RefSeq and is a predicted model, not a curated record. Lineage: Eukaryota; Viridiplantae; Streptophyta; Magnoliopsida; Cucurbitales; Cucurbitaceae. Gene Ontology annotation, biological process: mismatch repair. Gene Ontology annotation, molecular function: mismatched DNA binding; ATP binding.